Molecule: messenger RNA, 456 nt
Organism: Angiostrongylus costaricensis
Lineage: Eukaryota; Metazoa; Nematoda; Chromadorea; Rhabditida; Metastrongylidae
Source: the annotation of a GenBank genome assembly
AUGGCACUGAAAAGAAUCCAAAAGGAAUUACAAGAUCUGGGACGUGAUCCACCGGCUCAAUGCUCCGCUGGACCAGUAGGCGAUGAUCUGUUCCAUUGGCAAGCUACAAUCAUGGGACCUCCAGAAUCACCAUAUCAAGGAGGAGUCUUUUUCCUGACUAUACAUUUUCCUACAGAUUAUCCUUUCAAACCACCAAAGGUCGCUUUCACAACGAGGAUCUACCAUCCAAAUAUAAAUUCUAAUGGCAGUAUUUGCUUGGACAUACUGAGAUCGCAAUGGUCACCAGCUCUGACAAUAUCGAAAGUUCUGUUGUCAAUCUGCUCACUACUUUGUGAUCCUAAUCCCGACGAUCCUCUCGUUCCUGAAAUCGCUCGAAUCUACAAAACUGAUCGUGAUCGGUAUGUUCCUAUUACUUAUUUACUCCAGUGUAUUAGUUCUUUGCAAAUUAAUAUCUGA